Candidula unifasciata is the source of this 977-nucleotide messenger RNA. NCBI's taxonomy places the organism in Eukaryota, Metazoa, Mollusca, Gastropoda, Stylommatophora, Geomitridae. The record is from the annotation of a GenBank genome assembly.
AUGUCUCUGAUAGCAAGGAAUGUGACCAACCUCACAGUGGGUGUUUCUGAUAGCAAGGACGGUGACCAACCUCACAGUGAGUCAAGGAAGGUGGCCAACCUCACAGUGGGUGUCUCUGAUAGCAAGGAAGGUGGCCAACCUCACAGAAGGGGACCAAUUCCCCUCACAGUGAGUGCACUGGAGAAAGCCAAGGAGGCCGGCAGGAAGGAGAGGCUGCUUGUCAGACAGAGGGAGAUGCUAGCAAGGAAGGUGACCAACCUCACAGCACUGGAGAAAGCCAAGGAGGCCGGCAGGAAGGAGAGGCUGCUUGUCAGACAGAGGGAGAUGCUAGCCAUGGCAGACCAGAUCAACUUGGACCUCACAUAUUCGGUGCUAUUCAACCUGGCAAAUCAGUACGUGGCCAAUGAGAUGUACCAGGAGGCCAUCAACACAUACCAGGUCAUUGUGAAGAACCGCAUGUUCAGUAACGCAGGCCGGCUGAAAGUGAACAUGGGAAACAUCUACUUCAAGCAGAGAAACUUCCAGAAAGCCAUCAAGUUCUACCGCAUGGCCCUGGACCAGGUUCCCAACACUCACAAGGAGAUGAGGACAAAGAUCAUGCAGAACAUAGGGAUCACCUUUGUGAAGAUGGGUCAGUACAAUGAUGCUAUUACAUCAUUUGAGCACAUCAUGUCUGAGGCAGCCAACUUCAAGACUGGCUUCAACCUGAUCCUCUGUUACUCUGCCAUGGGUGACCGUGAGAAAAUGAGGAGUGGAUUUGCCAAAUUGUUGACAGUCGAGCUCAAUGUGGACGAUGAGGACAAGUACCUGGCACAUGGGGAUGACAAGCAGUACAACCUUGUCUUGGAGGUCAUCAAGAACGACUCACUGCGGCAGAUUGAGAGAGAAAAGAAAUACGAGGCUGAACGCUGCAUCAAGUACGCUGCUAAGAUUAUCUCCCCAGCGAUAGAAGGUUCAUUUUCAGAAGGCUAUGACUG